This is a messenger RNA of Rotaria socialis, 2646 nucleotides long. The record is from the annotation of a GenBank genome assembly. Lineage: Eukaryota; Metazoa; Rotifera; Eurotatoria; Philodinida; Philodinidae.
AUGAAUCGACCUCUUUUUCGAGCAAGAAAUCUUGAUCCGAAUAAACGUAUACCACUGCUCGUUGAUCAACAUGAUGAUAACAAUAAUGAUCUCACUAAUUCAUCAACAAAAUCAGCUCCUAGCAGUAAUCUUCUUGUUUCCCUUUCAUCCACACCCACCACCACAAAUCAGACAACUCAAAAUCCAAUCGGAUCAACUUCACAAUUACCACAACGAUGUGUAUCACAAAUGCCAUUUGUGUCGGGCAUGGAACGAGAAGAAGAAGCGGAGUAUCACCUUCAAAAUGCUCUCGAUGCCCAAUGUCGACUUGGUUCAGCUAAAAUGCGUGCUGUACCAAUACCUGAUUUGUACGAAGAUCAAAAUAGUAAAUCCAUCUAUCCAAACAAUAAUCAAUUGCCUAAACAGCUUAUUCGUUUGCAACCUUUGCAACUUGAAUCUGAUGAUCCUGAAUAUGAUAUGGAUGAAGCUGAUCAUAAUUGGUUUCACAAUUCAGCUCGUAGUUUAUGUCCAGAUCUUACAUAUCUUGAAUAUGAAAUCAUUGUUGAUAAACUUGAGAAUGCCAGUACGCGAACGCUUGCUUCGUUGGAUGAAGCACGAGCAUUGUUUGCAUCUUCAACACCUCCGAUCAUCAAUAAUUUACAUAUAAAUACUGUUUAUGAAUUUUGGUAUAAACGUCGAACAACACGGGACAAACGAUUGAAGCCACGUUUACUCACCGAACGUGAUAUCAAAGAAGAGAAAGGGAAACAUCAUCCAUACGUUGCUUUUCGACGGCGGGUUGAAAAAAUGACAACUAGAAAAAAUCGAAAAAAUGAGGAGCAAGCCUAUAUGUCAAUGCUCAAAUUACGUUCUAGUUUCGAAACCGUCGUCAAGCUAACGAAUCUGAUCAAACUGCGUGAAACAACCAAAGUGUCAUGGCUCGAAUGCGCACUAGCAAUUUUCCAAGCACGAUGCGAAUCGAAACCUGAUGACGAAACAACAUCUACGACACAAUCAUCGACUUCAUCGUUGUCGACAAAUCACGAUCGACAUCAUCAUGCUCGUUCCCAUUUGAAAACAUCUUCAUUGAUGAAUAAUAAUAGUAACCUAACAGCUAUUCAGCGUCAACAAUUAUUAACACAAUUGUUACGGAUUGAAAAUCACAAGAGAAAUCCACUGACAUCAUCAACAUUGACUAGUCUUUUACAAACACCAGUACAGUCACGAUCAUUAUCGAAUGAUUCUAAUGAUCUAUUUCAAAGAAAGAUUAAAAAAUUUAAAUCAUCACAUAAAAAAUCUAAUCAAACCGAUAAACUAACUCAAUUGUUGUCUUCGCCAACAACACCUUUAUCACCUAUUGCAAAUAAUAUCGGACGAACAUCAACAAAUAUUUCACCGCAAUCAUUACUUGAACGAUUGUCAUCAUCGAAUGUUGCUUCUUCACCUUCGCAACAAUUAAUAAAUCGACGUCGUUUAAAAAACUCCGUAUCCGGAACUAAUAAACAAGGAAAAGCUAAUCGAAAUUUACCACCUUCGAACUUAUGGUCUCUGGUAGACAAUACAUCAGGUGGUGCUAUCUUGUUUAAAAAUCAACUUCUUGAAGCAGCAAGAAAAAUACAACAGAAAGAAGAGCUUGAAAAUAACGCAAAUAAUCGUCGUGUUAUUUUGCAAGAUGGUUCAUCUGUAUUUUCAAAUACAAAUGAAAAUAUUGAUAAUAGACUAGAUGAUGUAGGAACGAGUAUUGAUGAUGACGAAUCAAUUGAUCCUUGGCAAUUUCGGCCUAAAUCUGGAUGUAGAUAUCUCCGGCCUAUUGACCAAGAUCAACAACAGCGUGUUCAAUCUCAAUGUUCCAGUUUUUCGUCGUUUUAUUCACUGGCAUGUUCCGAACGUGGCCAUCUUGGAAACCGAAGAGUGCGAAUAGGUCGAGGGGGAAGACUACUCUACGAUCGUCAUAUCGAACAGGAGAAUAAUGAUUUUUCAUCUAUAACUAAAUCACAUUUCACUGACAAACCCAUACUAUGGUAUGUUUCGUCUCAACCAUCACUUGCUGAAUCAUAUCAUUUACACUCACAUUUAACAGUUCAUGAUCAUACAACAUCACUGGCUCAUCACUAUCAAUUGAAAUCAUCAUCAUCACGUUCAAUUGACUUGAACGAUUCAUUCUAUCAUGUAAAUAAUUCUAAUCCACUCUUAUCAUUAAAUGUAAAUGGUAAGCAUAGACCAUCAGUAUCAAUUGAACCUGAUCAUCCAUAUUCAUACUCAUCACGACAUAUUAAUCAGGCGUUACGCACAUUAGUUGAACCUCAAUUGUCAUCACCGUUCCCAUCGUUCGAUUCAGCAACUUCCACUAUUUCUACGCCGCAGAAGAUGAUCCUCGCAUCGACACCACCGCCACUAUCGUCAUCGAUGAUAAAUAAUCAGAGAAUAGACACUCCUCAACAGCCAUGCUAUACAAAAUCAUCAGCAUAUGUUGUCUCUCCAUCGACAUCAUUUUAUCCGUCACAUCACCACUCAUAUACUAUUCCAUCGGCACCACCACCAUCAUCUUCAACAACGUCAUCAUCAUGUGCUCUUGUACAAUUCGUUCAACUUCAUCGUAUACAUCCAUCGACGAAGACCCAUAAUUUUGCAUCAUCAUCAACACCGGUGACUACAUCUGAUUCUUGA